Messenger RNA from Phlebotomus papatasi, 1602 nucleotides. It is a transcript of the gene Snx3, whose product is annotated as sorting nexin-12. Gene Ontology annotation, molecular function: phosphatidylinositol-3-phosphate binding. Gene Ontology annotation, cellular component: retromer complex; early endosome membrane. Gene Ontology annotation, biological process: late endosome to Golgi transport; endocytic recycling. The record is from RefSeq and is a predicted model, not a curated record. The transcript has 3 exons. The coding region runs from base 231 to 734 and encodes 167 amino acids. Lineage: Eukaryota; Metazoa; Arthropoda; Insecta; Diptera; Psychodidae.
GAACGAAAGAAAUCGAGGGGCGUCAAAUGGUGGCAAAACGUCAGAGUGCAGUGAGAGAAAAUUCCAUUGGUGGUAUAUUUUGCGGAAAAACUCACGCUAAAAUCGUCCAGAGAUUGUUCAUUUUAGCAUAAGUGUGUUGUGCAAGGAUUCCCCAGUGAUAAACUAUUGAAAAAGUGCACUAAAUAGUGAGAUAUCUGUGGUAGGGCGGCAUUGUAAAUUGCAAGAGAAACAUGAUGGUUGAAGAUUCGGGAACUUCGGAAGCAACCAGGAGAUUAAAUGUGAAGAAGCAGACACUGGACGACGCGUAUGCAGUUCCAGCUAAUUUCCUCGAGAUUGAUGUCGUAAAUCCCAUGACGUCCAUGGCAGCGGGAAAGAAGAGAUACACAGACUAUGAAGUUCGCAUGAGGACAAAUUUACCCGUCUUCAAAGUGAAAGAGUCCAGCGUUAGGCGACGAUACAGUGAUUUUGAAUGGCUCAGAAACGAAUUGGAGAGAGAUAGCAAGAUUGUUGUACCGCCGUUGCCUGGCAAAGCGUGGAAACGUCAAAUGCCCUUCCGCGGAGACGAUGGCCUUUUUGAUGAGAACUUCAUUGAGGAACGACGAAAAGGAUUGGAAAUUUUCAUAAAUAAAAUUGCAGGACAUCCUUUGGCGCAGAAUGAAAGAUGUCUCCAUAUGUUCCUUCAGGAGCCCACCAUUGACAAAAACUAUGUCCCAGGCAAAAUUCGGAAUACAUAAAAUGCAGACAGGAUAAUUAAUUUCACCAGAAUACAUCUAAACAUAAAUAGUUUUGUACGUUGUGAAGAGUGAAGAAAAAUUACCUUGAAAUUUAAAAUUUAUAAAUGUAAUUUUCUGAAAAAAAAAACAAAUGAAAAGGAGAACUUUGGAGGGACAAGGAUAACAGUGAAAAAUAAUUUUUUAAAAAAGAUUUUUCUUUAUAGAUUUGUUUUGUUCAAAAGGUGGUUUUACAUGCAAUAUAUAAAUGAUAAUUAGAUGAAUAGAAUUGUAAUGUAAAGAAACAGCGAUACAGAAGAAGAGGAAAAAAAAUCAAGAUAAAAAUUCUAUUUUUGGAUAAAUGGAAAAUUAUUAAAUUUGUCACUAAACGCAAAUCUUAUCUGCAAUCUCCUACAUUUACAAUACAUUAUAAUAAAAAUAUUAGUGAGACGAGAGACAGCAACAUGUUAUAAUGAAAAGGUGGGAUUUUUUUUAAAUACACCUUUUUUACGAAUAAAAAAAAAAACAAAGUACAUUUAUUUUCUCAAAUUGUAAGACAGUAAAAUUUAUUUUCUAGCAAAUAAUGUAUUAUAGAUUAAUUCCGUGGUAAAUUUCAAAGCUACAAUAAAUUUAUCAAUUUGAAUCUGUUUAUUAUUUUUGGAUGAUAUGAAAGUGAAAAUAUUUUUGGGCAAUAUGUAUUUCUCGAAAUUUUGAUGACAUUUCAAUAAAAAAAAUUUUGGGUGAAAAUGACACGAUUAAGUUGAAAGAAAAAUUAUUAAAGAUGGUGAAUAACAUUGUGUUGUAAAAAAAUCAUUAUCAUUAGAAUGUAUGUAAUAUCUGUUUCAAAUGAAAAAUUUCUUGAAAAGAUAAAUAAAAAUGUUUCAAUCAUUUA